AUGAGCACUCGCCUGUCCUGCCGUAGGUCAUCUACGCCAGCACUAAGUAACCGUGUGCUAAGAAGGCCAACGCUGGAGAGGAAACUAACUGCCCCUGCGUUGCUAGAAAUAACUGAAUCAAUCGCCGAUGAAUCGUGGAAUUACAACCACCAAUUUGGACAAUUUGCCGGUCAGCAGAAACUGCCAAAAAUUGUCACAACACAGCAACGAAUGGCGAAGGCGGCCUGGUUGGGAGACAUAACGAAGUGGAGCUCUGUGCGUGAUGAGCAAUGCUUUAAGCUUGACACAAUUGCCCCCAAAAAACUGUCUUAUGGGGGAGAAUGUCUUCCGAGAAAUAUUUGUCCAAGAACCAAACUUUGUAUUAAUUCCCAACAUGAGGCACAUAGUGAAAUUUACAGUUCUCUUCCUAUGGUGUCUUCAUACUGCCAUGCAAAAUCGAUGGCAUUCAAACAGUUUAUUGAAAAUGCAGAGGAAAAGUAUGAUAGCCACAGGGAAAAAGCUGAUCUUCUGCAUAAAUGGAUCAUUCGCCAAAGAACUGAAUGACUCAUUGAAAACUAAGUAGAUAGACUAUCGUUUGCUUUCAUACUGUUUGUUUUUGUUCUAUAUUUCGCUUCUAUCUAAUGUAAAUAGAUAUUAAUUUAUUCGAGCAGUUUCGUGAUAGAAAGCACUCAUAUAUAGUCGGACUGCAAGCAAGUUUUAAAUUCAAGUUAACGAACUGAGGAAACCUCGUUAAGAAAUAACGCUUUCUUUAAAUCCUCUCUUUGUUACCGGUUUAGUUCAGAAUGCGAUAGCAUGGCCUUUCUACUUGAUUGGCUGCUCGUUAGAUGUGGUUGCAUUCUUUUUCCGGUCACCGGUUGUGUUAUAGAAAACGUCUGUGGACCGAUUUUCUAAUACGAAAACCUCUUGCACUUCCAUGUAAGGCCAAGAGAUAUUCCUUAGGUAGGGCUAAAAGAAGAAAGGAUCACCUUCCUAAAUGUAAUCCAUCAUACAAAUAAAUCUUUGCACGUUUGUAUACAUGCGCGUGUGAUUAUAUAAUAUAAGUUUAUUAUUUACCCUGCCUCUCAGUAUAUUGUUCUUGUCUAAAGACGUAACAAAGCAAUGUUAAUGCUUAAUUGUAAGAUAUAUUGUGUUAUGCCAUCUCAUGCUCACACGAAAUUACCUAACGUAUGGUUUUCGCUUUGCAAAACGUUCAACAAACUAAUUCGUGUUCCAUCGUCCGUGUCGGAAACCCCGGUUUCGUCUUUCUGUCUGUCGUAUUUGGCAGCUCUCUCCGUUAUAUACUUCGUUAAUAUUUCUAACUCGUUCGGUCUCACCACCGUUUUAAAAACUGGUUCUUAAUCUCGACUUAAUGUUACACUUUCCUUGUUAUUGUUCGUUAUCACUUUAUACUAAUUCAAUUAUUUCUCUUUUGAAUACUAUAAUCACAAGAACUGUGACAUAUGAGUAAAGAUCAGGCGGCCAAAGCAUUUGCUUAGUUAAACGUUAACAUGAAAUACUUAAAAUGAUGAAGUGGCAAGGUUCUUGUCGAUGAGAAACGAUUGAAAACUAACCCGACCAUGAUAAAUCUGUACGUGAGUAGAAUAAUGCAUGACUAACUUGAAUUAAAACGUUUUGAUAAGCCAUUCUAAUAAAAAUUUUGAUGCUUGGCAGUUAAGAAAAGGUACUUGUGAGACUUAGGAGACUUUCAGAGCAAUCGAAAGGUUACUCCGUUUAUUAUAUUGUUACCUCCUAUAUUAAAGAUAGGAUUGAGCCUUUCUUCCCUUAAGUUAUCAACUACAUCUGGACGAUUGAGGCGCUAUUAGACCAUAUCAUUUUAUCAUCAAUUUAACAAAGGUCCCCUUAUAUGCUUGAAUGUGUUGUAGUCAUUGUCCACACUUGAUACCUGCAUGUCAUGAUCACAUGCACAGUCUCUUAUAUAACUUCGACUGAAUGACCCAUAACAACAAAAGGUCCCCAAACGUGAACGUUUAGCGCAUUUCCGGAGACUAUAAGAAAUUACUUCUAUGACUGUUUAGGAAAAAAAUUGUAGCAAAUUGCAGUGGAACCGAUACGAAUCAUUUUAAAACAGAAGAUUCAUUAAAACAACACAGGAACAGGUAUGAUGGUCAUGGUUUACGAAGCAAGUUUAGCGCGUUUGCAACACUUUCGUGUUUCAUAUGGUUCAGUUCUAGGGUUCUCAGACAAAUCAGAUUUCAAAUUAAGUGAAAUCUGCGGAAGUUCGAUUUUAGCCGUUUUAUCAGAUUUGGUCUUUUCAUACCGAGGGAAAGCAGGACCUAGGAAGAAAGUUCUGGGUGACGAGACCAAAACGGUUGCCAACAAGACAAACUGUCAAUUUGGAAAUAAAAAAAUGGAAUUGCUAAGCAAUUUUAAUUAAUGCCGAGAGAAGUACUAUGCUUAAAAGUGCGAGCAUUCCUCAUAACAUGAACUCUUACGAACAACAACAACUUGCAAGCGAUUCUGAACGUGGUAACCUGCAAAUUUGAAACUAAUUCAGGUGUAAAGUUAUUUCUAGAUGGAUCUGAAAGAAAGCAUCUUUCAUCUUGUUCGCUACAGUUAUAUAACUGUGUCUACUCUUUCUUCUCUUUUUGAGGUACGUUCCGAAUCCAUAAAAAAUCCCAAUCAAAAUGCACCUAUUAUUUCCACGUACCGACCCCACAGAAAAUUCAGGAUAAAUCAGAGCUAAAACACCACAGCAUUGAAAAUUCUUGUAAACUGGGAAAGCUCAACAGCUUUAGCCGCCGUACGCAAUUCGCGAUCUUCAGUUUAGAGGGCGGCUACAAUGAUCGUCAGUGUCCUACCCGACGAUGGAACGAGUUUUAAACAUAUUUCUUACUUAACUUAUGAAAAUUAUCUAAUUCUCUAUUAAAACAUCAGUUUUUCAUGCUGUAAAUCAGUUUAGCUUUUGACAAGUACUUUCAAGUGUGCAGAUCUUAAUAAGAAAUUGAAAUUUAAUCCGUCACGUGCAACAAUCCGCUAUAUUACCACGAGCUGAUAUGUAACUAGGUGGCGUGCGGUCAUUUUGAUGCUAUAACAUUAAUAACUGAAAACAACUGAUGCAUAUAAUUUGAUAGCAUAAGAACAACGCUGAACCAUAGUGCCUUCUGUACUGACAGGAAGUCUUAGCGGGAGACAGAUAACUCACCCAACGAAACGAAGUCUCUCUGUCCGUCUAAAGAUUUUCAGCAAUCUAAAGUUUUGCUGGAUCGAGACAGAUUACAGGAAAUGGACACAUUAAGCCGGCCUUUCCACAGGUCAUCUGCACCCGAGUUGAAUAUCCGUCUGCCUAAAAGGCCGACAUUAGAGAGAAAGCUUUCUCCUCCAGCAAUAUAUGAAACAUCAAGCACAAGCUGGUGCACACGCAACCACCAAUUUGAAAAAAGCGUCGGUGGGCAUCUCCCAGAUAUUAUUAUGACAAAACAACCAAGAACGGCAAAGACUGCAUGGAUAGGAAACAAAACACAGAGUUGCAAAGACGAUGGACUUGUGAAGUUAGACAUCGUUGUCUCCCAAAAGCAGUUUUGCGAAGGAGGAAAUCUUUCUAAAGGCUGUAUUCGUAAAACAAAACUAUCUGUGAAUUUUCAAAGUCGACACAAGGAGACUGCUAAAGUGUGCACAGUUCGUCCGUCGGUAUCUUCCAGCUAUCAGCAGAAAUCGAAGGCAAUUCAACAGUUUAUUGGCAAUUCAGAGAAAAACUAUGACAGUCAUAAGGAAAAAGCCAUUUUGUUACAAAACUGGAUUAUUAGCCAACGAAAUGAAUGA
Molecule: messenger RNA, 3759 nt
Organism: Pocillopora meandrina
Lineage: Eukaryota; Metazoa; Cnidaria; Anthozoa; Scleractinia; Pocilloporidae
Source: the annotation of a GenBank genome assembly